Messenger RNA from Paramecium tetraurelia, 3243 nucleotides. RefSeq lists its product as uncharacterized. Gene Ontology annotation, molecular function: ubiquitin-ubiquitin ligase activity. Gene Ontology annotation, biological process: protein polyubiquitination. NCBI's taxonomy places the organism in Eukaryota, Ciliophora, Oligohymenophorea, Peniculida, Parameciidae. Gene Ontology annotation, cellular component: nucleus; cytoplasm; ubiquitin ligase complex. The record is from RefSeq and is a predicted model, not a curated record. The transcript has 3 exons.
AUGGGGUAAUCUUAAUCUGCCUAGCAAUAAUAGUAGUAGUAGCGAGAACAACCAUCUUAACCAUAACUUAGCUCAGAAGAGAGAGCGUUAAAAUAUUGGGCUAGUAAGUAGAAGGAAGCUGAGAAAAAUAUACAAUCUAAUGUAAAUGAGGAGGAAUCGAUGAAUCAAAAGGAAACAUCCUCUUAAUAAUAAGUUUAACAAUAGCAACACCAAUACUAGAAAGUGAAUGAAAUCGAGGAGAAAGAGGAAUUAAUUAAUCACGAUUAAAGUAGUUCUUAGCAAUUCAUUAAAUAAGAAAUAAUAUAAUAAUAGGUGUAGGAUGAAUAAAUUGAAUAAUAUUUCGAAAAUCAAGUGAAAGAGCCUUAAAAUGAAAUGAUUCAAUUAACUCCUGAAGAAGUGGAGCAUGUCUGGCUUUCGAAAAUAUUUAAAAUUGACUCAAAUAAUCAGGUUAUGAAUGACAGAAUGGUUGACUUUAUUCCUAAAGAUAAACGCAUCACUGUACAAUAUUUGAUUGACGAAUUAUGCUAUUCAUUUUUGACAUGCGCCUAAUUUAAAGAGCAAGAGAAGUUUGAGUAUAUAAUGGAAGUUCUCACCAAUAUUACAGAUGUUUCAAUUUCAGAUCAUUCAGAUCAAGUCAAUUUAGUUUGGGCUGGGAAUAUUGAGAAAACCAAGUAUUUCGAGAUUCUCAAUUAUGUGUAAGGACAAUUAAUAACUUGCAUUCUCUAUCCAGAAGGGUUGGAAUGGGAGAAGUUUGACGAGGAUUCAAAUAGAAUGGAUGAUAAAAGAAAUUUGAGAGCAACUAAUUUUUAUGAUAGAAUAUUCAAUUCAAACCAAUUAUUGUUUUGCUAAUAGGUUGUGAGCAAUUUACUAGAGUAUUUGAAUUCAAAAGUCAGUGCUGAUGAUGUUCAAAAAUUUAUGGAUCUGAUGUUUAAGAGAGAGCUAGAACUUAAUGCGAAUUGGACUCUGGAUUCAUUGGAUUAGCCAUAAAAGACCUUGAAGUUAUUAUUAAUAAUAGCAGAAUAUCCAAACGUCAUCGAAGUCAUUUUAUUGAACAGUUGGGCCUUUGGAAAAUUCAAGUUAAUUUAAAUUGGUAAGCAAUUCUAAAAUUACAGUAUUAUUGGGAAAAUCCUAAGUGGAAGUUGUUUCUACACUGAUUCUAUGAUAGUCAAUAAGUUUACUGGAGAUUACAGUUCAAUGACAAUAUUGAGAGAUAGGUACAGAACAAGGAUAUUCAAUUUAAAUGAUGAUGUUUGCAAUCUAUUCACUAGGAUAUUGAAACACAAAUCAAAUGUACUUAAGAUGAAUUUUUACAAUUUCAUAUCAACUAUCAUUACUCUGAAUCUCAACUUAGAGAAGUAAUUCAAUCAGGGAUUGCAAUAACAAUGUAGCUCUCCUGGAAUGGUGUUUAAUUUACAUUAUGUUUUACUUAAAAUGUUUAAUCCCUGGAUUGAUACCCAAGACAAAAUAAAUUCGAGAAUCAAAAACAUCUAAACCUAAAUGAUCAUUGUUCUAAAGGAGCAUCCCCUAUUUUCCACCCUCUACUAGAAUAUUGAUUUACUUGCCCCAGACUUGACACCACUCCAAGAACUUUAAGAACUUGAGACUAGAAUGGAUCCCAUGACUAUAAUGUUUUUGCUCAGUUAAAGAAUCAAUCACAUUGUAGCCACUAACAUCGAUUAAUUUUAUUACAAUAGAGUCUUAAGCAAAUUGAGAGACAUUGCCCAAUAGUAUGGUCAAGAGUCUCCUUAAUUUAGAGAUAUCUUGAAAUUAAAAAUGUCAUUUGAUGCUUAAAUCUUGCAUCCCAAGACUAUUACAAAUACAAUGCAAUUCCUAAGUUUUUCAAGCCAAUUGGCACUGAGCAUGGUGGAUGAAAAUGAUAAGCCAAAAUAUCCUUAUGGUUUAUUACCGUCUAGUUUUGUUUAUGAUACUCACUCAUUCUUUGUCGUGUACAAUUAUAAUGAUGAAAUCCUUAAGCAUUCAAAUGAAUUAGGGAAAUGUUGUGAAUUUGCCAUUUUUGCUAUGAAUACUAGAAAUAUGACCAAUCCCCAUCUAAGAAUAAAAGGCAUUGAACUGUUCCAUAUUUUCGACCAAGGCAGAAUGAACAGAAGAGGAAUAGUGCAACCUCAAUCUUAUGAUUUUAUUUUUAGGUACAAUGAGAUCAUUGAAAAACACAUGAUUGGUGGAAUAUUAAAGGUAUUCAUUGAUUGUGAAAGAACAGGUGAGGGUAAUUAGUUCUAUGAGAAGUUUAACUUCAGAUACCAAUUUUGUAAGUUGAUUAGAUUUCUACUCGAGAAACACAGGGAUAGGUAUAAUUCAUUGUUAACUUAAACUGUUGAAAAAGAAAAGGAAAUGUUUUUGGCCUUUGCCAAUUACUAUUUAAAUGAUAUGAUUUUCUUAUUGGAUGAGUGUCUAACAAGAAUGAAGAGAAUGAAAAAUUUAGAAUCAAAUUAACAAGAGUUUAUGGAUAAUAAAUAAGAAUACUUAAAAAUCUAAUAAGAAUUAAAAACCUACACUAUUUUCUUAUAGGAAUACUACAAAAACAUUUAAGUUUUCAGUGAAGUCCAACCUGAGGCAUUUUUGACUGAUGAAAUUAGAGACAAAUUAGCUAACAAUCUAAAUUACACCUUGGAGCAAUUGAAUGGUAAAUAGGCUAUUCAAUAUAAAAUCCAAUCUUUAGAAUCCGUCAAUUUUGAUCCAAAAUUAAUUAUGGGAAAUGUCAUAGAAUUGUAUAUCAAUUUCAGUCAAAAUGAGAAAUUUUUGAUGCAAGUUGUUAAGGAUGACAGGUGCUUUUCUAUUGAAUUGUUCCAAGUGACCAUCAAUUUAUUAGACAAACACCAUAUAAUACCAUAUGAACGAAUUUAAUAGUUUAGAGACUUGAUUUUUAAGCUCUAAGAAUAUGAAGAGAAAUAAAAGAUCAUCAAUUAAUUGCCUGAUGAUGUCCCUGAUGAGUUUUUAGAUCCUCUUUGCUAUUCCUUAAUGACUGAUCCAGUUAAAUUGCCACAUUCCAAUGUAGUCCUUGAUAGGUUAACAAUAAAGAAAUAGUUAUUAAAUCAAUAGGUAGACCCAUUCGAUAGAACUCCGUUAACAAUUGAGAUGGUUAUAGAGUAACCUGAACUAAAAUAGAGAAUCGCAAAGUUUAUUGAAAAUUUGGAGAAGAAGAAGAACAAAUAAUAAAUAAAGAUUGUACAAGAAGAAAGUUGAAAGUAAUAAUAAUAUUAAAUUAAUUUUAUCCAAAAUAUCAAA